CACAUAUCUUCUCACCGUCGCAAGCAUCUGGUGUAUCCUGCAGUCACUUUUUGCCUUGGUUGCAAGUUGCUUUUGAAAGUCCUGUUCCACAUCGAAUAGGUCGACCAUGGAGGAAAGCAAGGACCACGAAACUGCUAGCGGUGUGACUUCAGUGUCAGAGCUUGGGGAACUCUCUACGGCCAGUGCUAAUUUCGAUUCCACGGCACUCAGCUCGAGAUAUUCGGCAGAAGUUGAAGACGAGCAACAGCGACAGGAACAAGAGCGCCAACAGCAGCCAGAGCAAAAUGACGACGAUGAAGACGAUGAGGACAAGGACUUGGAACCAGACGAAGAUAAUGGUGUUGACGGGAAGGAUGAAAAGGUUCCUGCUCAAUCAGAUAACACUGGAGCCGAAAAUAUCUUUAAGGCACGUGACUCCUUCCACAAUGUCGAUCAGACUGUGAAUCUCAUGGACGUCAAUGCUGCCAAGUACGAAAACGACGACAGCGAUCAAACACCAAGAGCAUCUUCCAACAAACCUGUGGGAGAAGAAUCGACCUUUAUGGAAGCACUCAUGGGCGAUGGAGACGACCAGAAAGCCAGUAGUGGAUGGAACAAGACCCCCAAGGCCGACAAGUACAGAAGAAAGACUUGGGACACGAGCAUUGUGGGACGUCUUACCAUAUGGCUCGUCUUUUUUGGAACCAUGUUUGUAGUCACCUUUCUCAUACCCUACCUACUCAAGCAGGAUGACAUUCGAAAAGCAGCAGAAGCGCGAGCUGCGGCAUCUGCGCCAAUGACAGAGGCCCCCACACCGUUCAAUGGAAUGAGCCGAAAGGACAAUAUCAAGACUGUCAUUUUGCAGAAUGCAAUCUCCACAGAACGAGCCUUGGACGAUCACACAUCUGAUGCGUUCUAUGCAUGGCAAUGGAUAAGUGAUAUAGAUCCAGUGCAGGUAGAGCCCCGAGUCAACCAUCACGACAACACAGAACUCUUGCAGAGAUAUGCCUUGGCCAUAUUCUACUACGCCGCACAUCCCGGUGUGGACGCCAAGUCACACAGUGCAGGUGCGCCGAAAGAGCAAGUUCAGCAUAUGCAACCUCACGGAGACCAGGACGGGGCAGCAGGGGCUCCCGCUGCUGCCAACAACGAGGGAACUGUUCAAAUGACGCAAGAAGUCCACCUGACGGGUCAUCCCGUCACACCGCCACCUCAGUUGGAGCAAGAGGAAGCAGCAGCAUUUGACGAGCGGGAUGGUGCUGAAGUCAAUCCUGAUGAUCCGUCAGUGGUGAUGAUGCCGCGCGUUGUGUCAGUGCAUAUGUCGAGAGAGGAUAGGGAAAGUCAUAAAGGAUCCAGAAGGAAAGCUUUGAAGUUACUCGCCACUGACGGUACUCCAAGCAGUUGGAUUCAGGAUGAUGGAUGGAUGUCUUCUACCAGUGUCUGUGAGUGGUAUGGGAUUACAUGUGAUUCUGCUGGAUAUGGAAUCGUCCAAAAGGUCGUCUUGCCUUCCAACAACCUAAAGGGCACCAUUCCUGUGGAGCUUCAGGCGCUAUCGAAACUUGUGGCGCUGGACAUUUCCGAGAACCAUCUUACAGGUAUCAUACCUGUGCUGCUGUGGAAGCAUCUGCCUCAACUGCAGUCUCUGAAAGCCAACCAAAACAAAAUCUCGGGAUCGAUCCCCUCUGAUGUGGGAUUGAUGUCCAAGCUGCAGGAAAUUGAUCUGUCCCACAACUCGUUGCGAUUCGACCUUCCAACUGAACUUGCCAAACUUUUGCAGUUGAAGAUUCUACGUUUGGAAGGGAAUCGCUUGACUGGGGCCAUACCUUCCCUUGUCAACUCGACUGAAUUGAGCGUCUUGCGGUUGGGAAGCAACCAGUUCACAGGUGCCUUACCGUACCACAUCUACAUGCUGAGGAAGCUCGCUGAUCUUGGAUUACAGAGCAACUCCUUUCAGGGGACGUUCCCACCUGAGAUCGACAGCUUAAAAAGCUUGCAAUAUCUGGAUUUGAGUAACAACCAAAUCACAGGGCGACUAUCAGAAGUCUUCUCGAGGCUUCAGCACCUGAAAAGCCUAAACUUGCAGGGAAAUCAACUGCAAGGCAAUCUACCCACGAGUAUGGGAUUGUUGGGAAGACUUGGAACACUGGAUCUUUCUAAUAAUGGACUUGAAGGGCAAAUACCCGUCGAAUGGACGGGCAUGACGAACCUCGAACGUCUUGAGAUGACACACAACCGCCUGACGGGCACCAUACCAGCUAGAAUGUUUCGCCUGCUUACGUCGAUGAAGAGCCUUCGGCUGGAUCACAACGUCCUGAAGGGAACACUUUCAGAGCACCUGGGGAAGCUGACCUUGCUGCAGAAUUUGACUCUGUCAGCCAACUCAUUCAGAGGAUCCAUUCCUUCAGAGCUCGUCGCAUUGACAUUGCUGAAAACCCUUGAACUCACUGCAACGGAUCUCACGGGGUCCAUACCGCCUGAAGUUUGUAUGAUGAAGCUCGAUGGCCCGCUUACAUUCGUUACAGCGAACUGCCGAAAGGUGCAAUGCAGCUGCUGCGACAACUGUGACCCUCAAGCAGACCACCAAUAAAUAGCUUACGCAUCGGCAGUGUGCGCAUCGAUGUGAGACGUUGUCACACAAUUCUAGCAAAAGAUUCAUGCAGUUAUCGAAAGAGUUAUAACAUAUUCGUACAGAGUUGAUUUACGUCACCCAAGAAAAGGAAAGCUUUGGUGAUCGUCCCCAGCCUGAAGGCAUCUGGAUGUCGUCUGGUCAUGAGCAUUUGUCGCAGCAGAUACACCGCAGACUGUUACAGCUUGCCGAGACAAAUACUAGCUCGAAUUUCAUUUUCAACCUGCACACUUCUUCUGGGACGACACCGGUCAGCGCUGUUUUGGCCAUUCGAAGUGCCUCUGUAUGAAAGAGUGUAUUCGCGAAAGUCAGUGAGGAACGGGCCCUUCCAACUUAUCGUUGUGCUCAAGA
This is a messenger RNA of Seminavis robusta, 2956 nucleotides long. Lineage: Eukaryota; Bacillariophyta; Bacillariophyceae; Naviculales; Naviculaceae. The record is from the annotation of a GenBank genome assembly.